Messenger RNA from Cynara cardunculus var. scolymus (artichoke), 2076 nucleotides. RefSeq names its product L-ascorbate oxidase homolog. The record is from RefSeq and is a predicted model, not a curated record. Gene Ontology annotation, molecular function: copper ion binding; oxidoreductase activity. Lineage: Eukaryota; Viridiplantae; Streptophyta; Magnoliopsida; Asterales; Asteraceae. The transcript has 9 exons. The coding region runs from base 176 to 1786 and encodes 536 amino acids.
UGUCACCACAAUAUGACAAACCCAAUCCACAAAUAGAUGCCCUAAGUGGAGAUUUGAUAGCGAUUAUUCAGCAUUUGUUCUUAGAUUUUGCUGUUUUCAUCGACAUUUGACCAAUCGUUCGUGAUUUUAGUCUGAUUUUGAAUUUUUGCAGGGAUUUUUACUUGGAUUUGGUGAAAUGAAAGAGAAAGUUAUGGCCCAUUUGAUGAUCUUAAUUGUGGGUUUAUUGAGUAUUUGUGUGGUGAAAGCAGAGGACCCUUAUAAGUUCUUUACUUGGACUGUUACUUAUGGAACUACUUCUCCUCUUGGUGUCCCUCAACAGGUUAUCUUAAUCAAUGGUCAAUUUCCUGGUCCUAGGCUUGAUGUAAUCACAAAUGACAAUAUUAUCCUCAACCUCAUCAAUAAACUGGACCAGCCUUUCCUCUUGACAUGGAACGGAAUUAAACAAAGAAAGAAUUCAUGGCAAGACGGGGUUUUGGGCACAAACUGCCCGAUUCCUCCAAACUCCAACUUCACAUACAAGUUCCAACCAAAAGAUCAGAUUGGAGGCUACACUUACUUCCCAUCAACCGGAAUGCACAAAGCCGCCGGUGGUUUUGGAGCUAUCAACAUAUACGCUAGACCUCGUAUCCCCGUGCCAUAUGCAAUUCCUGCUGCUGAUUUUAAUUUGCUUAUUGGUGAUUGGUACAAAUCCAACCAUAAGGGAUUACAGCAAUAUCUGGAAUCGGGGAGAUCUCUUCCGUUUCCGGAUGGCAUUCUUGUAAAUGGACAAACUCGAACCACGUUGAGUGGUGAUCAAGGUAAAACCUACAUGUUCAGAAUCUCGAAUGUAGGUUUAUCGACCUCCUUCAACUUUAGGAUUCAGGGACACAAAAUGAAGCUAGUCGAGGUUGAAGGAUCGAAUGUGGUUCAAAACAUAUAUGAUUCACUUGAUGUGCAUGUGGGUCAAUCGAUUUCGGUCCUUGUUACGUUGGAUCAAACCCCAAAAGAUUAUUACGUUGUUGCAUCAACACGGUUUACCAGAAACAUCCUUACUUCCGUUUCAGUAUUACAUUAUGCCGAUUCCCAAACACCGGUCUCGGGUCCGAUCCCAGCUGGCCCGACUUACCAAAUACACUGGUCUAUGCAACAAGCUCGAACAUACAGAUGGAACUUAACAUCGAAUGCAGCAAGGCCGAACCCACAAGGUUCAUUCCAUUAUGGAACGAUCACGCCCACAAGGACGAUCGUGCUAAGUAACUCGGCUAACCUCAUUAACGGCAAAAAACGAUAUGCUGUCAAUGGGGUGUCGUACAUUAAUGCAGACACCCCAUUGAAACUUGCCGAUUACUUUAAUAUCCCUGGUGUUUAUAGCAUGAACGCCAUUCAAGCCUUUCCUAGUAACGGUGCCCCCAUUUUAGCGACAUCCGUCAUGCCAGCCUCGCAUCACGACUUCCUUGAAAUUGUUUUUCAAAACAACGAGAACAUCAUGCAGUCGUGGCAUCUUGAUGGCUACGAUUUCUGGCCUGUCGGAUACGGAUCCGGGCAGUGGACUCAGGCAAGCAGAAAGAGCUACAAUCUAGUGGAUGCUCUUACGAGACACACGGUGCAGGUAUACCCGAACUCAUGGAGUGUAAUUUAUGUAUCGUUGGACAACCAAGGUAUGUGGAACUUAAGGUCUGCGAUGUGGGAACGACAAUAUCUCGGUCAACAAUUCUACCUCCGAGUUCACAACCCCGUGCAAAGUCUCGCAAACGAAUACGACAUCCCUUCGAAUGCUCUCCGUUGCGGUAAAGCCGUCGGACGAUGAUCUUAAACCGUUCGUUUAUCGUCUUCUACAACGGUCAUGAAGGGUUGACCGUCGACCGAAAACGUAGGCCUUAUGUAACACCACAAUAUGUUUCACAUCCCACCUGGUUUCCGAUAAAUUUAGACGAUUCAAACAUGUUUCCAAAUAUUAGAACUUGUUUUUCUUUUUAAUUCCAAUAUUUAUUCUUUAUUAUCCCUUUUAUUUAAAAAAACAAAUGUUGUAAUUAAUUGCUAUAUUUUAUUUGGGGAUCCUAUUUGAGUCUAUAAAAUUAUGAUAACCUUAAGAACUGA